This is a messenger RNA of Cynocephalus volans (Philippine flying lemur), 957 nucleotides long. RefSeq names its product olfactory receptor 9S13-like. The record is from RefSeq and is a predicted model, not a curated record. Gene Ontology annotation, cellular component: membrane. Gene Ontology annotation, molecular function: G protein-coupled receptor activity; olfactory receptor activity; odorant binding. Gene Ontology annotation, biological process: G protein-coupled receptor signaling pathway. Lineage: Eukaryota; Metazoa; Chordata; Mammalia; Dermoptera; Cynocephalidae. The transcript has a single exon. Bases 1 to 957 code for a protein of 318 amino acids.
AUGAAGGCAAAUUUUACACAUUUCUCAGAAUUUGUUUUACUUGGAUUCAGAGGAGGCCCAGGAGUGCAGAAAAUGCUAUUUCUGAUUUUUUUGAUCCUAUAUUUGAUAGCUAUGGUGGGGAACUUUGGCAUGAUUAUGAUUAUCAGGGUGGAUUCUCACCUCCAUACACCGAUGUAUAACUUCCUCCAAAGCCUUUCUUUGUUGGACAUCUGCUAUUCCUCCACAAUUGCACCCAGGGCUCUGAUUAACUGCUUGAAAGAGGACCACACAGUUUCUUUUGGUGGGUGUGCUGCCCAGUUCUUCUUCCUGUCUUUUUUCGGUACCACAGAGGCUUUUCUUCUGGCUGCCAUGGCCUAUGACCGCUUCAUUGCCAUCUGUAACCCCCUUCUGUACUCUGUGAACAUGUCUCACUGGGUCUGUGUGCUGUUAGUGUCAGGGUCCUACCUGUGGGGUGUAGUGAAUGCCAUCACUCAAACAACAAUGACUUUCACAUUGCACUUCUGUGGAGCCAAUGACAUCAAUGACUUUUUCUGUGAUGUACUCCCGCUCUUGUCCUUCUCAUGUGCGGAUACCUUUAUAAACCAGCUUGUCCUUCUUGGUUUAUGUGGCUCCAUUAUUGUCAGUACCUUCUUCAUCAUUUUGGUCUCAUACAUCUACAUCAUCUCUACAAUCCUGAGGAUCCAGACAGUGCAGGGAUGCCAGAAAGCCUUCUCCACAUGUGCCUCCCACCUAACCGGAGUGUGCUUGUUUUUUGGUACUGUUUUCUUCAUGUAUGCACAACCCAGUGCCAUUGUCUCCAUGGAGCAGAAUAAAGUAGUGUCCAUCUUUUACACCCUUGUCAUCCCGGUGUUGAAUCCCCUGAUAUACAGCCUGAGAAACAAAGAUGUCCAGCAAGCUCUGAGGAGGAGGAAGCAGAAGCUUCCUUGUGGUUAUUGUGGCCGUGGAUCUCAUAAAUAA